Linnemannia hyalina is the source of this 2199-nucleotide messenger RNA. NCBI's taxonomy places the organism in Eukaryota, Fungi, Mortierellomycota, Mortierellomycetes, Mortierellales, Mortierellaceae. The record is from the annotation of a GenBank genome assembly.
AUGCGGAUACGACAGAUCCAAGCAGCGGUACUACUGUGCCUAAUCGUCGCGCUCCCUAUCCGAACACCAGCACUCCCAGCAUUCUACUUCCCCCCAAAACUAACAGCCACAACCACAAUCACCGCCUACACCUCACACGACCUUCAUGUCAGACAAGAUCCAGGAACUUUUACUUCAACAACGCCGACUUUCUCAGCGAUAAUCACCAGUAUUGAGACAAUGUCACCAGAUCUGAGGACUUCAACGACAGAUGUCCCUACAACUACACUAACGACAUAUAUUUCACCUACGUCAGAUGUCCCUCCAACCACACCUACGACAGAUGUCCCUGCAACUACACCAGCGACAGAUAUUCCUUCACCUGCACCAGCGACAGAUACCCCAACAACUGCAUCAACUACAGAUAUUCCUUCAGCUGCACCGACAAUAGAUGUUACAACAACUGUCCCAAUAACAGGCGAGCCAUCGACAAGAUUUUCACCAACACUCCUCCCACCAAUCACCCAUCUACCUGAACAAACUACUCCGCCUACUCCAGCGACAUUAACAACCUCGCCAUCGUCCAAUCCAAGUCAGACCCCUACGUCGACAUUAUCCAGUCCAAGUCAGACCCCUACAUCGACAUCAAUUACUGGCACAACCACCAGCUCCGGGAUUUUAUCCUCAACAGGGAUAUCGUCUGUCACCGCAACUAUUUCGGGACCGGAAACUUUCGUCUCAGUUACACCUGACCCGUCAGGCACCGCCACUGCAACACCAGGGCCAGAGUCACCCUUGACCAGCGGCAACAGCAGGAUUUGGAUCAUUGUCGGAGGGGCCGCAGCAGCUGUGUUACUCCUGGCGCUCAUAUGCUUUUUCGCCUUCCAGCGCCGAAGACAGAAACGGGAAAAACGACGACUCUUUAAUAUCAAUGGUGGACUUGACAGUCUGACCAGUAUCAACCGCGCCAGCGUAGGGGGCGACGACCAGGAUGGCAGAGACGACGACGACGACGACGAUCUCGACAGCGAAAAGGCAUUCUUCAUGGCCAACCCACCCGCUCGCGUCCGCAGCCCCCAAUCCCCGCACCCAGACAACCACGACCUCAACAUCAAGACACCCCUAGACCAGUAUGAGGCACAAAAAUUCAAUUGGCCGACCCCCAUCGUCGUCACGGAUAAACACCCACAGGACCAUAUCCGACAACACCAUCUACAGAGGCUUCUGGAACUGCAGCAGGAGCAGUUAGUGAAACUGAACGCGCUUGUGGAGCGGUAUAGGGUGACGUAUUCCCGACCGCAGUCGCCGCAUUCGCCGGUGUUGACUGAGACACGUUUGUCAACGCGGUUGUCAUAUUUUGGUGUUGAUGACCAACUAGAGUUUGAGGAUGAGGAGCAACUGACGAGCGAGGAGAUUCGGAGGCUAGAGUUAAAGGGCGAUGAGCGAUUAGAAGAUGUGCCGUUGGAGGAAGGACCAUUCCGGGAUAAAGGAGAGAUCGACGACGGCGAUGUCGAGUUGCAAAGAUUGGAAGUCAGUCAUUACUACCAUGGACCAUUCGCAGACCAGGAUGAGCAGACAUCAGCGCCCUUGAUAAAUGUGUUUGAUGAUCCGAACGCGGUGUUUGAGGCUGACUUUGAGGUGGCGUCGAUUAUUAUCCGGAGCGGAAGCGUCAGCCUGCUGAGCGACAGUCUCGAGUUACCGGAUGAGCGGGAACAGCGACAUUACGACAAGGGCAAGGGUAUUACUAGCAGCAUACGAGAUAGUGACAGCUUCCUAGGAUUACCCUUGUCGACAACGGCAUCGACAGACGAUCUCCGAGCUGAGUUCGGUAGUUAUCGAGAUAGCAACAGCACCUUGGCGGCCUCAUCGACUGUGCGGGAAAGGCAUUCUGACAUAUCAAUGGAUGGGUCGUCAAUCGAGUACACUAGCAGCCUUGGCAGUAGCUCUGGUAGUGGGAGUGGCGGCGGGGGAGGAUCCAGUCAUGGCUCAGGAUCGGGAUCGCGAACGGGAACUACUAUUGCAGUCGCAGCACCGACGUCAGAAAAGUGCGACCGGCCGAUGCCGACGGGGAUUCAAACUGGAGUAUCCAGCCUUGAUCGACAGCGGGAGCGAGAACAGAAUGAGAUCUUGUUGAAGGCGAUUGAGCAAGUAAAAGCCCAGUACGCAGAGCAGCAGUAUCGACAGAUCCAUGAAGAUCUUGCAAACCUCCAGUUAGAGUGA